CCAAAACUCCAUUGCCAAAUACGGAAACUAUUAUAUUCCCUUCCCCUGCCCUGUUUAUCAUUUAUACAACCUUUACUUUCCUCUGCUGCUGCAUGGAAUGCAUGCAUCCAAAUCCCCAUUGAAUCCCGUCAUUUGCAACGCUGUUGACUGUCAAGUACAAAAGAGGAAGAAAGCAGGGGUGUCAGAAGAGACAGAGCGGAGUAGUAAACCUGGAAAGCUGGGAAUCUUGAUUUUGAUCUGUGUUUGAUCGUUUUGUAUCGCUUCCUCCUUCCCACGGGCUUGCUUCUCGCCUUCAAAAUCUCACCUUUCCUCGUCUUCUUCUUCUCUUCUUCUUCUUCUCUAUCUGUGUUGAUGGAAUCGUCCAAACAGCCUGAAGAGGUCCUCAAGUUCCAGCAGGCCCUGGGCCUGUCCGCGACGCAUAAGAGAGAUCCAAGCCCUGCUGUAUCAGAAAGCAGGGAUCUUUUGCCUUCCGUGGUCGUGGCGGCGGAGAAAGAUGGGCAAAGGAAUCAACUUGUGCCGAAGCGGAGCUCCAAAAAGGAUCGCCAUACCAAGGUAGAGGGCCGGGGAAGAAGGGUUCGGAUGCCAGCGAUCUGCGCCGCCAGGAUCUUCCAGCUUACCAGAGAAUUGGGGCACAAGUCCGACGGGGAGACUAUACAGUGGCUCCUCCAGCAGGCGGAGCCCUCCAUUAUCGCUGCCACCGGCACAGGCACGAUCCCGGCCUCCGCACUCGCCUCCGCCGGUUCUAUCUCCCGCUCUGCUGCCGCCGCUACAAACAUCCAGCCCAAGCUCGGUGAGUUAGGGCAGGACGCUGCGUCCGCCCCUUGGACCUCGUUGGGGUCUGCUAACUUCACCCGACCCCUUCCAAGCUUGCUGCUUCCUCCCGGUGUCCUCGAAAGCGGAUUGUUCCACUCUGGGCAGGCGGCGGAGUCAAGUUCGAGACUUGGGAUUGCCACUUCCGCCAGCGGCAAUGGUUCGAUGAGCGGCUUUGCACCCAAAGCAGACAUGCAUGGCCUGCACUUGCCUGGCAACGACAUGGGCACAAUGAGCUUUGUGUCGAUGCUGACCGCCCACUGGCAGCAGGUGCCCGGGUUAGAGCUCGGCCUCUCCCAGGAGGGGCAUGUCGGAGUGCUCAACCCGCAGACCUUGAACCAGUUCUACUCGCAAAUUGGGCAUGCAAUGGGUUCUAGAGAGAGUGAUCAAUUUCAGCAGCAACAUCAGGCCUUCUCUACCAAAGACAAUUCGCAAGAAUCCAAAUAGGCUCUGGAAGAUCUCAAGAAAGAUAUGACGAUCCAAUAGAAUGAAACUUGUAUUCAAUGUCAGCUUGAUUAAUUGGUUCGUUUCGUCUGUGUCUUUGAUUUUUAUUCACAGUAGCAACUGGAUGAUUGGACUCCCUCUUCCUCCUUAGCCUGCAAUCUUCAUUUGCAGAUUCAGUUCUGGGCCUAGAGGCAGAGCCAGAUAUUUGGGCAUGCAACUUAUUGUGUCAUUUAUAUCAAGGUCUGUAAGUUAGAGUUUCAUCCUGUUCGACAAUAUGUCUGUUGUGAAUACUCUAUUCAGUUAUUCUAUAAGAAAAGGGAAAUGGGAAAAAGAUGCAUUGCUUGCUUAUUCUGUUAGUUUAAUCUGACAUUCUUUACUCAUUGUACCAAUAAAUGGCUUCAAACA
Messenger RNA from Zingiber officinale, 1659 nucleotides. Its product is annotated as transcription factor TCP20-like. The record is from RefSeq and is a predicted model, not a curated record. The transcript is spliced from 2 exons. Gene Ontology annotation, molecular function: sequence-specific DNA binding; DNA-binding transcription factor activity. NCBI's taxonomy places the organism in Eukaryota, Viridiplantae, Streptophyta, Magnoliopsida, Zingiberales, Zingiberaceae. Bases 352 to 1257 code for a protein of 301 amino acids. Gene Ontology annotation, cellular component: nucleus.